GGUGGGGGGGCGUUCCCAUGACUGUGGACGGCGUUGUAUUUGCGUACGGUAGGUGUUAGGUGCCUGGGGACGGGCGCCCGCGUGAAAAGGGUAGUAGCCUUUGAGCCAGGUGACCGGGGGACAGGAAAACCUGGACCUGGUUAAUGAUUCUCCCUGUUCCUGGAGUAGGGUGGGUGGGGCAAGAGGAGGCUGGUGCAGGAGGGGAUGCCUCAAAAUGCUCAAGAGGGCCAAACUAGUUCCCCAGCCCCUCCAGGAAUGUGUGGCCUGCGGGUGGGGCUGGGCACAGGAGGGCAGGGCUUAAGGGCCACAGCCCUGAGCCAGUUGUUGUGGCAAGCCAAGAGAAGAGGAAGGCCAGGCUAUGAUGGAGGCAGGCCUGGCCUGAUCUUAUGGCCUGUGUCCUCCCCACAGGACAGGGAUGGUCUUGGAGCUUGUGGUCAUGGAGCUGAAGGUAUGGGUAGAUGGCAUCCAGCGGGUGGUCUGUGGGGUCUCAGAACAGACCACCUGCCAAGAAGUGGUCAUCGCGCUAGCCCAAGCUAUAGGCCAGACAGGCCGCUUUGUCCUUGUACAGCGUCUUAGGGAGAAGGAACGGCAGCUGCUGCCACAGGAGUGUCCAGUGGGAGCCCAAGCCACCUGUGGACAAUUUGCCAGUGAUGUCCAAUUUGUCCUGAGGCGGACGGGGCCCAGCCUGUCUGGAAGGCCCUCUUCAGACAACUGUCCACCCCCAGAACGAUGCCCAGUUAGGGCCAGCCUCCCCCCAAAGUCGUGGGCAGCACCAGGCCGUGAACCACACACAGCACUGGCCUUCACCCCAGGAUGUCCCAAGCUGGCCCCCAACUCCUCCAUCUCUGAGCCUACAGCCCUAGUAGGAUCCACACCAGACUGCUUUGCAGAUCUGCAGGGCCUAGAACUCAGGAUACAGAGGAAUGCUGAGGAGUUGGGCCAUGAGGCCUUCUGGGAGCAGGAGCUACGACGAGAACAAGCCAGGGAGCGUGAGGGACAGGCACGCCUGCAAGCACUGAGUGCAGCUACUGCUGAGCAUGCUGCCCGGCUGGAGGCCCUAGAUGCCCAAGCCUGUGCCCUGGAGGCAGAACUUCGGCUGGCUGCUGAGGCCCCUGGCCCUCCUUCAGCUACAGCAUCUGCUACUGAGCGCCUACGCCAGGACCUGGCCAUCCAGGAGCGGCAUAGUAUGGAGAUGCAAGGCACCUUGGCCCUGGUGAGCCGGGCUCUGGAGGCUGCUGAGCAUGCUCUACAGGCACAGACUCAGGAGCUGGAGGAGCUGAACAGGGAACUCCGUCAGUGCAACCUGCAACAGUUCAUCCAGCAGACAGGUGCCGCAGUGCCGCCACCUUCACAGCUGGACAGAAGCAUCCCCAGCCCACAGGACCUUCCAACCAGUGAUGAGCCCCUCCGGGGAGUCCCCCAGAGCCAUGUCCUAGUGUCCAGCCUGAGUCCUGAGGUUCCCCCCAUGAGGCAGAGCCCCUGGAGGUAGCAGUUCCUGCUCAAGUAGGAGAUACAGAGUAAGAGUACAGAUGAGCCAGCACAGCUGGAAUGAGCCACCUGGACAAUGGGAGAGUGUGAUCACAGGGUUCUUUCCCUAAAGUCGGGAAAGCUAUGGCCUGGGGUCUCUGCUUCAGGGGCGGGAGUGCUAGAGAACACGUUGUCCUAGUCUUUUCAAGUCUUCCAAGUCCCCUGAAGAAGCAGUGAGCACAGUUUCAAGGCCACUACUUACUGGAGGGGAGAGAAGUGUGGACAGUACUUUCAUUCUGUGGGUGUGUGCCUGCCGCUGAUGCCACUGGACAUGUGCUGCCUUCUUUGCCCUGACAAACCUCAAUAAACUACCUUUCAAAGGUG
Messenger RNA from Phodopus roborovskii (desert hamster), 1851 nucleotides. It is a transcript of the gene Rassf7, whose product is annotated as Ras association domain family member 7. Lineage: Eukaryota; Metazoa; Chordata; Mammalia; Rodentia; Cricetidae. Bases 416 to 1489 code for a protein of 357 amino acids. The transcript has 5 exons. The record is from RefSeq and is a predicted model, not a curated record. Gene Ontology annotation, biological process: signal transduction.